AUGGUUGACUGGCAUGUCAAGUUUGUCAGGAUAGGAGUUCCCAGUCUUUUCGAGGCAAGUCCUGCUGGGAAUUUGGGGCGUACCAACGGAGAGCAGGAGGGUCUGAACGCGCAACUCGUGAAUGAGGAGAGUGGGAUUCUGGGACGGGGACGGAGUGUGGCACAGCUGUUCCAGAUCAUCAAGGCCCUGGUGAAGAACCACUACCAGGCAGCAGAGCGAGUCUUUGAGGAGCUGGAUGAGAAGAACACCAAACGCCUCAGUCAAGAGACCUUCUACCAGCUUCUAAAGAGGAACAUUCUAUUUGACAUCCACCCCGAAGUGAGCCGGGGGGAGAUCCUACAUCUUUGGGUCACUUUGAUUACCAACCAGGACAGGACGCUGGAUUUCUUGCAGCUUGCGCGCCACUUUGGCUACUCUUCCAAGUCCUCAUGCUUUCCCAACGCCAAGCGCAGCCCCCCGAAGAAAGGGGAUGAGAAUCUCCGGCAGUGCUCCAGAAAGCUCCACUGUGUGUCUGAAAUACUUGCAGACGGCAUGCGUGCCAAGGUGGAACUGUCAUUGGAUGAGUUGCGGGGGGAGUUUGAGGAGAUGGAUCCUUAUAGGAUGGGCGUUGUGAGCCAGGAGGAGUUGCAGGAAGUGCUGAAAGGUCUGUGUGUGCACCUCGAUGCCUACGAGUGGGAGAUGCUGGCUCGAAAGUUUGACAUCAACGGGGAUGGAAGGGUUUCCUUUGUUGAGUUUCUGAGGCCCUUUGGGAAACGGAAACAGCCAUGGAGGCAUGGAUCCAACAUGGCCGCAAUACUGCAGUCCCAUAACGAAACAGAGGAUCUGUCUGCAGAGAAAGGCUCUUCCUUGUGUGACCAAGUACCACUGAGCUCAAGACUAAGGAAGAAGCUCCAGCGGCAGGGCAAGAUGCUGCGUCGGGCCUUCUGCAGGCUGGACAGCUCCGCAAGCGGCUACCUCUCCCCAGGGGAGUUCCGAGCGGCUCUACGGCUGUGUGACGUACCCUUGGACCCGGAGGAGUUCUACCACAUCUUGGCCAUGCUGGACCGAGACCUGGCCGGCCUGGUAGCCUAUCGCCGGCUGAUCCAGGACAUAGGCAAGAGAAGAACCCCUGGGACUAGAGUAAAGUAAAGAGUCAUCAUCAUCCCUCACCUAGCGGGCAAAGUCUGGCAUGGGACGUCAU
Messenger RNA from Coregonus clupeaformis (lake whitefish), 1180 nucleotides. RefSeq lists its product as uncharacterized. Gene Ontology annotation, molecular function: calcium ion binding. Bases 1 to 1128 code for a protein of 375 amino acids. The record is from RefSeq and is a predicted model, not a curated record. The transcript is spliced from 7 exons. Lineage: Eukaryota; Metazoa; Chordata; Actinopteri; Salmoniformes; Salmonidae.